AUACGCGGGGACCACGCGUCGUAGACACUCGUAUAUCUGGACGCGCCUGCCGUGAGCGGCUCACCAGUACCGGUACCGGCUCCGGCAGGACAUCAGCAAUGGAAGCAUCCAGGGCUACGCUGCUUCUUGUGGCAACGCUGCUGCUCGGCUACAUUUCCCACGCCAACGCGGCCAGAUGCUCGAUGCACGGUUUCUGCGACACUAAGAAGAAGCUGCCGUGCGUCUACAACAGCGUGCCCAAGCCGGUGACUGACCAGUCGGCGCGAGCCAUCAUGAAGGAGACGUGCGGCGACUACUUCCAGAUCCACGGCGACUCCCUCUGUUGCGACGCAGCUCAAAUCAAGCAGCUCGCAAAUCAGGUUAAGGCUCUUGAAGGCCUCGGCCUGCGACGCUGCGAGGCCUGCUACGCGAACUUCCAGAAGCUCCUGUGCAACAUGGCCUGCUCGCCGCACCAGGGAGACUUCCUGCAAGUCGUGCACUACGACGAGGGGCCACAUGAGGUGGCUGAGAUUGCCAACUUCUACGUAGACUACGCGACCAUGCGUGACCUCUACGUUUCCUGCAUCAACCCGAGAAGAUUCGUCCGGUUCGCACCUCUGUCCUUCACCAUCUGUGGCGAGGACUACCUGAACUGCACCAUGAAGCUCUGGUACGGCGCCCUGGGCAAGAGGCGAGUGGGACUGACUUCCGUGGAUGUGACGUACGAGCCUGUCACCAACGAGGCGGUCUUUAUCGGUCUGCGUGAGUACAGGCCCUUCAAAGAUUCCAUGUACGGCUGCAACGAGACCGUCUCGGGCAAGACGUGCGUCUGCGAAGACUGUGAGGCGGUCUGCGAGAACACCGACGACGCCAUGAAGCCUGUACCACUCAGCACAUGAGGAAUCGAAGUUGCCGAGGCAAGCAAGCAGAAGAUACUGCUUUUCUCUCUCGCACUAUUCGUUGUGCUGUUUCAUGCCGAGGCGUACGUGGUGUUGAGUGAAGCCGUCUCUGCAUCCCGAAGGUCUUGGUGACUUUGCUCCGAACCGGAGUACUCGAAUCACACUGGUGUCUUGUGUCAUUUGUCCAUAUGUCCUAUCCUCCCCAUCAUUACUCAUUUAUUCCUUUUCUGUAGAUUGAUUCCACUUCUGCGUUCAGUCUACAGAAGACUCAUGGUUCCUGAAAAUGCAUUGAACGUUUUGCCUCACCGCACCCUGCACAGGAAAUGCUGAAACAAUAAAAAUUAAACAUCGAA
Messenger RNA from Rhipicephalus microplus (southern cattle tick), 1231 nucleotides. Its product is annotated as NPC intracellular cholesterol transporter 1. Gene Ontology annotation, molecular function: cholesterol binding. The record is from RefSeq and is a predicted model, not a curated record. NCBI's taxonomy places the organism in Eukaryota, Metazoa, Arthropoda, Arachnida, Ixodida, Ixodidae. Gene Ontology annotation, cellular component: plasma membrane. Gene Ontology annotation, biological process: intestinal cholesterol absorption; cholesterol homeostasis; sterol transport.